AUGGACAUCGACAAUGAUGUCGAAGACGACGAUCCCAUAACUGCCAGCUACCCUGUCUUCCUGAACCCGGCUCUCCCUCUAGGGCGCCGCCUACUCGUCCUGCAGCAGCCCAAUCGCACGGAUGACACACCGCGACCACCGCCGACCGAACUCCGCCUGAAGGCGCAUUCUGGCAUGGUCGAGAUUGACUUGCCUCUGGACAAUACAACCGCCUACGACCGUGAGAAAGGUUUGAAAUGGGGCCGCAUUCUUCAGUCAUCCAUGGCGUCAAAGAACGGUGGUAGUCACGGUCUAGCAGGUGGAUUUGGCUUCGGCGCCGUGCAGCAAAGAGGCAAGAAGAAGGGUGAGAUGGACGACGACGAGUACAUGGACUGGAACGAGGCUGUUCGCCAGGACAAGGUGUUGAGGACGCAGACACUGGGCGGGCAGUACCCCGACACAGACGAAGUUCAAUACAUGGUUGGCGUAUUCCAAGGGAAAAACCUCCACCUCACACCCGUCUCUUCUCUCGUCCAUCUCAGACCUCAGCUCCACCAUCUCGACGCAGCCACCCAGCAAGAACGCAACGCCUCUGCCUCAGCGUCCAAAGAAGCAGCAGGAUCUUCAUCAACCGCCGCCCGCGCCAUCCACAUGACUAUCAAGAACACCGCCGACGGCGAUGCAGUCACCACAGAAACCAUGGCAGACAGGUUACGCUUUGUGCAGACAGAAAACUGGCGGAAGAUGAGAUAUACGGACGAAAACGACGAGGCCGCAUGGGAAGUGUACAACGAGAGUCUAUUCCUGCAGCUCAGGAACGACACCAACAAAUCCGAGGACGAAGGAGAGACGAAGGAGGGAGAAGGCGCGAAAAAGGAUAUGGAGGAAUUAGUGCCCAGGUUCGGGGCCAAGUGGAAUGAUAAGCAAAUGCUGGAGGCUGUGAGUGGCAUCGAGAAGCCCGAUCCAGAGCCAGAGAUCAAGCCCGAGCCGAAAGGUAAGCAGGAUGCUGAGGAUACAAGGACAUCCAAGGGGAAACCACGGGCUGGCGCAGCUCCUCCUGCUACGAGAAAACCCAGUAGAGCCAAGGCACCGUCAAAAGCAGCAAUCACCAUCGACUAG
This is a messenger RNA of Metarhizium brunneum ARSEF 3297, 1098 nucleotides long. RefSeq lists its product as uncharacterized. NCBI's taxonomy places the organism in Eukaryota, Fungi, Ascomycota, Sordariomycetes, Hypocreales, Clavicipitaceae. Gene Ontology annotation, biological process: tRNA transcription by RNA polymerase III. Gene Ontology annotation, cellular component: nucleus; RNA polymerase III complex. The record is from RefSeq and is a predicted model, not a curated record.